Molecule: messenger RNA, 4617 nt
Organism: Closterium sp. Yama58-4
Lineage: Eukaryota; Viridiplantae; Streptophyta; Zygnematophyceae; Desmidiales; Closteriaceae
Source: the annotation of a GenBank genome assembly
AUGGUGCGAGCUUUUGGCAGAGCGGCAUCGCCGCACGGCGCCGCGAAGCCUUCCUCAAGCACCAGCAUCCUCCCGCUAAUCACCGCCGGCCACGUUUCCUCCAUCUGGCACGACAUCGUUCUCAUUCCGCCUGCCCCCGUUGCGCCGGCGCGUGCCCAUUCCCCUUCCGGAAUCUCCGCGCGGCGCCAUAAUCAGCAUAGUCAUCGUCGCAACCAUGAUGACAAUCACCUUCAUCGUCAUGAUCCGGCGGCGGCGGCGGCGGCGGCGCUCUCAACCUCCACCUUCACGUUUGUCUGCCGCUCCGCCGCUUCCCGUUCCGCCGAGUCGCCCUCCGCCGCCCCCGGGGACGGCGGCGGCGGCGGCGGGAGGCGGCAGAAGGACGACCCUCUGCGAAAGACGUUCCGCGAAAAGCGGAAGGUAUUGGCGCUGGACGGCAGUCUUAAAGUGCAAGCCGACGCGCCGUCGUCAUCCUCGGAGUCCAAAUCGGCCGAGUCGCUGCUGCUGGCGGCGCCGUGGAACAUGGGCAUCCUGCCGCAGACAUGCGUUCUCGCACCGCGAUCCAUGUCGAUGUUUUUCCACUGGGGUGUUGACGAAGAUCCAGCUGAAGCGAGAGAAAGAGAACGCAGAAAUGCUCUUAUCGGGGAUAACGGUGAUGACGGAUUGGGCGGUGGGGAUUCUGCGAAGGAUUUCAAGGAUUCGCUUGUAACGGCGUGCGACAACUCGCCGCUUGAAGCGCUGGAAAUUGGGUCGCACGCGCGCGAACCUGGCGACGUGUACGACGUUUUGCCGCUGCUGGCGAUGCCCUUGCGACUGAUGGGGGCGGAGCGAAACAGCAUGCCGAUUUCGUGGAGGAUUGUAACGAUCGCAGCGGACGACGAGCUCGUGACAAGCGGGAAGCUAAAAACUUUUAUCCGUAGCCGAUUGGACGAAGUGCGAGAUUGGGCCGAAAAAACAGAGUUUAACAGCGAAAUAGCAGGAGCAGGUCGAGCUGUCAACAAAUGCGCCAAACUUAUCCCCUCUUUCUCAUUCGUCGAAAGGCGUCCCGCCGCCGGCGCUGCGGUUCCGGGGGAGCGCGCUGAUUCCAAAUCGGGUUCCGCGGAGGGCGGGGAGAAGCAGGCGGAGCAGCAACACGAAGUGGAGGAGUGCAUUUGGGAGGCUAAGAACACGUGGAAGAAUCGAAAAGCGAGACGACGGAUAGAUCCCGCCGCGCAGAGAGCGGCGCAAGCGGCGGCGGAAGCGGCGGAAGCUGCGGCGGAAGCAGCGGCGCAAGCAGCGGCGGAAGCGGCGGCGGAGGCGGAGCAAACAAUCCGUUACGCGCACCGCACGUGGCGGAUCCUCUGCCACUCGCUGCGCCGCCCCGUGCUGCGGCGCAUCGCGCAUGUACAGGAGAGCCAUGGGCGGGAGCGCGCGGAGGCGGCGCAAGCGGCUGUUAGAGCGCUGGAGAAGAAGCAGGAGCGGAAAUCACCCAAGGAGCACGAGAGAGGAGGUGUGAGCAGCAGCAGUGGCAGCAGCAAGGGCGCGCCUGUUGCGGCUUCUGCUGCGUUCUCGGCUGCGUUUAAGUCUGCUCACGACCGGCCUCGCAAGCACUCUCAUGCUCACGCGCACGCGCUCACACUCGCGCUCACGCACCCACGGCCGUUGUCAGCGUCUCUCACUGCUGCUGCUGCUGCUGUUGCUGGUAUUGACCAGUCCCCGCAGGAGCACGCACACUCGCACGAUCACUCACUCUCACGGCCGUUGUCAGCUUCUCUCACUGCUGCUGCCGCUGUUGUUGCUGGUACUGACGAGUCCUCUCGAGAGCAGCAGGGUCACGCGCAGGAGACUCAUAGCGAGUCGCAUAACGAGUCUAAUAACCAGUCUUAUACCGAAUCUCGUGACGAGUCUCAUAACGAGUCCCAAAAGGAGCCUCAUAAGGACUCUCGUGAGACUUCUUUGAACGAGUCGCGUAAAAGUUUACACAAGGCCUCUCUCGCGGAUUCUCCUCAUCACCAGUCCCAAAACAAGUGGUUUCAGAAGCAUUCUCACAAGGAGUCUAACGAAGAUUUUCCUCAUUCUCCUCACGAGUCCCGCAAAUGGUUCCACAAGCAUUCCCAUGAGUCUCAUGCGAAUUCCUCUCACUCUCCUCACGAGUCCCACAGGUGGUUUCACAAGCAUUCCCACAGGGACUCUCAUUCGGAGUCUCCUCAUUCUCAUCACGAGUCCCAUAAGCGGUUCCAGAAGCAUUCGCAUAGGGUCUUUUUCGAAGUGUCUCAUAACGAGUCCCACAAGUCGCCUCAUAAGGAGUCUUUUAAGGAGGGCCAGGUGAACCAACUAUUCAAGCGAAUCCAUCCCUCCCCAUCCGCGGGGGACCUCGGAACCACCACCAGCAGCAGCGCCGCGUGGAGAUUAAUCGCCCCUCCUGAAAGCUAUGGCCUUCCGGGGCUCAUCACCCCUAGAGGCGGCGACGUUCUAGGGGGGAGCGGAGGAAGGGGAGGGCGACGAGGGGAACGAGGAGGGGAAAGAAGAGAAGGGUGGAGCGAGGGGAGCAGCAUGCGCAGGCAGAGACACAGCUGCACGGAUCUCACGGACCUUGCAUCUUUUGAGAAUUCUCAAAAGGGGGAGGGGGAGCAGCACGACUGGUUGAACAGCCCUGGUCUCGCUGGGUUCAAGGAGUAUUUAACUGGUUCACACGCAGGGGGGUCGCUGCAUGGGACCGGUAGAAGAAGCGGGCUUCGAGUUUCCAUGGGGGAGAGACCCGUGGGGUAUGAGGGGUAUGAGAGGGAUGAGAAGCAUGAGUGGUUGCGCAGUUCUUCUGCUGGGCAGGGGAUUCUUAUUGCUGCCCGGGAGGCUGUGGAAGGGGCGAAGGGCGUGGCUGAUAAGGUAGCAGGCGUUGCUGCUAAGCGCAUUGCCGUGGCAGGAGCUGUAGCGGGGACUGUAGCGGGGACGGUAGCGGGGACUGUAGCAGGGACUGUAGCGGGGACAGCAGAGCACGUGGCUGGGAAUGUGGCAGGGGCGGCAGGAGUGGUGGCUGGGAAAGUGACUGGCGCGGCAGGCGUGGUGGGAGGUUCGGUGACCGGGGCUGCUGGUAAGGUAGCCGGGGCUGCAGGUACGGUAGCAGGAACGGUAGCCGGGGCUGCAGGCACGGUAGCAGGUACGGUAGCUGGGGCCGCAGGUACGGUGGCGGGUACGGUAGCUGGGGCCGCAGGUACGGUAGCAGGUACGGUAGCCGGAGCUGCAGGUACGGUAGCCGGGGCCGCAGGCUCGGUAGCAGGCACGGUGGCGAGUUUACCCAGAGACGCGGUGGGGGCCUUGUCUCGCAGAGUGCGAAGUAUAGGCGCGGGAGGGAAGGCGAUGAGUGCGCGUGUGCGCAGGGGAGCAGAGGCUCGGAUCGAAGCUGCGCAGAGUACGGUGAAAUCUGUGAGUGCGAGAGUGCAACGGGGCGCCGGGGCUAGCUUUGGAGUGGCUCGGCAUGCUGUUGAGGAGAGGCUCGGGAUGGGCCGGCAUGGUUCGGAAGAGAGGCUCGGGAUGGAUCGGCAUGGUUCGGAGGAGAGCCUCGGGAUGGGCCAGCAUGGUUCGGAGGAGAGGCUCGGAGUGGAUUGGCAUGGUCCGGAGUGUGGGAGUGCAGUGUUUGAGUCGUUUGAUAUGGUGGGUGAAAAUAGUUCGGAGGGAGGGAGUGAAGCACUAGAGUCGUUUGAAAGGGGUGGUGAAGCUGGUUCGGAGGGUGGAAGUUUGGUGCUAGAAGUGUUUGAUAGAGCGGUUGAAAAUGGUUCGGAGGGUGGGGCUGUGGUGCUGGAAUCGUUCGAAAGGGCGGGUGAAGCUGGUUCGGAGAGUGGGAGUGUGCAAGGGAUGCCACAAACAGAGGCAAAUCCUGGCGCAGCGGAAAGUUCUGGUGCAGAGGCGAUCGGAGCGGUUCAAAGCGGUGUGGAGGAGUCUAGUAGUGUGCGGGUGCGGAGAGAAGGCUCAGGAGCCUGUUCUGAUAUGGAGGCGUCUCAGCGGAGUGAGGGUGCAGCGAGUAGUGACUCGCCUGAACGCGAGUUGGAAAGCAGGAGUGCGGGAGUGCAGAACGGUGCAGAGGAGUGCAGCAGUGUGAGAUUGAGGCGAGGAAGCUCAGGGGCGCAUCCUAAUCUGGAUGCGUCUCAGCGGAGUGAGGGUGUCGCGAGUGCGGGAGUGCAGAACGGUGCAGAGGAGUGUAGCAGUGUGAGAGUGGGGCGUGGAGGCUCAGGGGCGCAUUCACAUUUGGAGGCGACUCAGCGGAGUGAGGGUGUGGCGAAUAUUGAGUCGCCCAAAAGAGAAGUGGAGAGCAAGAGGGGGGGAGUGCAGAGCGGUGCGGAGGAGUCUACGAGUGUGGGAGAUUUGAGAGGCGGCUCAGGGGCGCAUUCUAAUCUUGAUGCCUCUCAGCGGAGUGAGGGUGUCGCGAGUAGGGACUCGCCAGAACGCGAGGUGGAGAGAGAGAGUGGGGGAGUGCAGAGCGGUGCAGAGGCGUAUUCCGAGGCACCUGGGAACGAGGCGAGUAGCGGGAGUGGGGGAAUGGGAGGAGGGGGGCCAAGGGAACACAAGGGAUUUUCAGGGCAACCGCGAGGAAAGUCUGCGGCAACAGGAGGAAAGCUUGAAGCAACGAUUUGCCAAGUCCAAGAGUAG